UUGUGUUGUAAAUCAAUGAUAAAAACAAUGAUUUUUGAAUUUCGUAUAAACAUUGCGUAAGACAUUCAAUCAAUUCAAUUGAAUUGACUAUUGAUUUGAUCACAUGUUUGCCAUUACUUGAGAGAUAAGAUAAUUGCGGUUUUAGUACACUUUUCAUACUAAAUAUUAUCACCAAUUAAUUGAUCCACAAGUCAUCCGAAGUGACCAAUUAUGAGCAGCGAAAUGCUCGAAGAAGUGGCCGACAUUGGUGUCCAAGCCAAAGGCUUGAAGAAUAUUCAUUUUACGAAUUGGUCGCAAACCUAUUCAUGUCAACCAAGUCUUUACUUCAUUCCCAAAGAUAUCGAAGAAUUAAGAGAAAUCAUAUUUUAUGCCAAAAGCACGAACAAGAAGUUACGUGUCGUUGGUUGCGGUCACUCGCCAUCAGAUAUCUGUUGUACGGAUGACUAUAUGAUUAACUUAAGACUGUUUAACAAUGUUUUGAGCAUUAAUUGUGACACAAAUACCGUCAAAGUUGAGGCCGGAAUCACAUUAACUGAAUUGAAUUCAUAUCUCGAUACCCAUAAACUGGCACUUCCUGUUUUGGGUUCAGUGUCUGAUAUAACAAUCGGUGGUGUCAUCAGUACUGGAACACAUGGAACUGGUGCUAAAUUUGGUGUUUUGGCUGAAUAUGUGUUAGACUUAGAGUUAAUCAAUACAUCGGGUGACACAAUAAAGUGUUCAAGAAAUGAAAACAGUGAUGUCUUUUUGUCAGCACUGUGUGGUUUGGGUGCUAUUGGUAUUAUCGUACGCUUAACCAUACAGUGUGAACCGGCAUUCCUUCUCUACGAGUACACCUAUCCGUCCACUUUGGAUGAAAUACUUCCAGAUCUGGACGAUGAGGUCAACGGUUGUGAUCACUUUCGGAUGCUAUGGUUUCCGCACACAAACUUAGUUUCAGUUUGUAAUAAUAACAGAAUUUAUAAUAAAGAGAUCACCAAAUAUUCUCAGUCACAGAAAGUUGUCAAUUGGUUCUGCAAUUAUGCCAUUGGUUACUAUACACUUGAGUUUGCCUAUUGGCUCAGCACUUAUUGUCAGCCAUUAGUUCCUUAUAUCAACAGAUUAUGGUUUUGGUUGCAGUAUUCACGACCAAAGGAAAGGAUUGAUUUAAGUAAUAAAGUUUUCAAUUUUGAAUGUCUUUUUAAACAACACGUAAAUGAGUGGUCGAUUCCGAGAGAGAAAACCGCAAAGGUUUUAUUAGAUUUGAAGCACUGGAUCGAUACGACACCAAAUAUUUACGUACACUUUCCCGUUGAGAUACGUUUUGUUAAAGAGGAUGAUAUAUAUUUGAGUCCAGCAUUUGGUCGCGACUCGACAUUCAUAAACAUUAUUAUGUAUAGACCUUAUGGUAAGGAUGUCUCUCAUACACAAUAUUGGGAUUCCUAUGAAAAGCUCAUGAAAGAGGCCGGCGGUCGACCUCAUUGGGCAAAGGCUCAUCGAGAAAAGGCCUCGGAUUUUGUGAAAAUGUAUCCAUAUUUCAGGGCCUGGACUCAGGUCAGGAAGCGUUUGGAUCCAAUAAACUUAUUGAUUAACUCUUAUUUAAAUCGUGUACUUAUGGACUCAUGAGUUUGAAAUAUAUACUUACCGUAAUUAGUCAAUAAUUGAUAUCAUUGUA
Messenger RNA from Oppia nitens, 1651 nucleotides. Its product is annotated as L-gulonolactone oxidase-like. Gene Ontology annotation, molecular function: FAD binding; D-arabinono-1,4-lactone oxidase activity. The transcript is spliced from 6 exons. Gene Ontology annotation, cellular component: membrane. The record is from RefSeq and is a predicted model, not a curated record. Lineage: Eukaryota; Metazoa; Arthropoda; Arachnida; Sarcoptiformes; Oppiidae. Bases 211 to 1602 code for a protein of 463 amino acids.